AUGAAGAAGAGCAGAAGGAAUGGAGAGGUCCAUCCUGCUUCAUCCUUUGUAGACCUCCAGCUGGGUCUGCAAAGGAGGGAGGGGGACUGUGACAGGGGAGGGGACGAGUGGGCCGAAGAGGUCCAACUGACCCAGCAGGCUGUGGAGGCCGUCAACAAGCUGUGCCGCAGGCCCAAGUUCAUGGUGCUGUGUGGGGACAUGGUCCAUGCAAGUCCGGGAGUGAAGGCGGUAUUCUCAGGCCACUACCACUGUAACGCGUGGGGUGGGGGGUGGGGACAUGCUGACAUGCUGGUGAGCUCCGCUAUAGGCUGCAGGGUGGUGGUAGUGACCGCCGGCCAGAUCAACCAUCGCUACCACAGCCUGGAGCAGCUCAGUGGGCGGGGCAUGGGCGAGGACCUCAGGAAACCACUGCAGGUCUGAGCCAAUCAGAAGAGAGGACACACUCCGGACCAUAAAACACCAGGGCCCGAUUCAUAAUGCAUCUCAGAGUAGCUGAUCUAGGAUCUAGGAUUUUUUCCUGCAAAGAAAACACUAUUUUAUAGUGAAAAGAUGUAGGCAUUUAGAAUGAAUUAUGGAGUGGAUCUUUAUUGUGACCGGUGACAUCACGUGCCCCGCGCAGUCCUACCUUCAAAGUGAUUCGGCAAUUUCCAUCAUCAUUUGUCGCAAUAAAGGAAGUUUGACACAAGAAAAAUUCACCCUUGUCAAAAGCUAAACAAAUGUUGUAGAUCUUUAGAAAAGCUAUCCUUUAUCUGCCGUUUCCAUUACACAUGUCCAAUGAUUUUUUUUGCGACAUUGUUUUUAUAGAAUAAAACUGGGUCAAUGGGGUCAAUGGAAACCUGCCUAGUGACGUUCACACUUGUCACAAAUUCCCCUGGUACUGCUGCUUAUUCCGUGCACCAUAAAUUCCCCUGAUACUACUGCUUAAUCCAUGCACCACAAAUUCCCCUGAUACUACUGCUUAAUCCAUGCACCACAAAUUCCCCUGAUACUACUGCUUAUUCCAUGCACCACAAAUUCCCCUGAUACUACUGCUUAUUCCAUGCACCACAAAUUCCCCUGGUACUGCUGCUUAUUCCGUGCACCACAAAUUCCCCUGGUACUACUGCUUAUUCCAUGCACCACAAAUUCCCCUGAUACUACUGCUUAAUCCAUGCACCACAAAUUCCCCUGAUACUACUGCUUAAUCCAUGCACCACAAAUUCCCCUGAUACUACUGCUUAAUCCAUGCACCACAAAUUCCCCUGAUACUACUGCUUAAUCCAUGCACCACAAAUUCCCCUGAUACUACUGCUUAAUCCAUGCACCACAAAUUCCCCUGAUACUACUGCUUAUUCCGUGCACCACAAAUUCCCCUGGUACUACUGCUUAUUCCGUGCACCACAAAUUCCCCUGGUACUACUGCUUAUUCCAUGCACCACAAAUUCCCCUGAUACUACUGCUUAUUCCGUGCACCACAAAUUCCCCUGGUACUGCUGCUUAUUCAGUGCACCACAAAUUCCCCUGAUACUACUGCUUAAUCCAUGCACCACAAAUUCCCCUGAUACUACUGCUUAUUCCGUGCACCACAAAUUCCCCUGGUACUGCUGCUUAUUCCAUGCACCACAAAUUCCCCUGAUACUACUGCUUAAUCCAUGCACCACAAAUUCCCCUGAUACUGCUGCUUAUUCCAUGCACCACAAAUUCCCCUGAUACUACUGCUUAUUCCGUGCACCACAAAUUCCCCUGGUACUACUGCUUAUUCCAUGCACCACAAAUUCCCCUGAUACUACUGCUUAUUCCAUGCACCACAAAUUCCCCUGAUACUACUGCUUAUUCCAUGCACCACAAAUUCCCCUGAUACUACUGCUUAUUCCGUGCACCACAAAUUCCCCUGAUACUACUGCUUAUUCCAUGCACCACAAAUUCCCCUGAUACUACUGCUUAUUCCAUGCACCACAAAUUCCCCUGAUACUACUGCUUAAUCCAUGCACCAUAAAUUCCCCUGAUACUACUGCUUAUUCCGUGCACCACAAAUUCCCCUGAUACUACUGCUUAUUCCAUGCACCACAAAUUCCCCUGAUACUACUGCUUAUUCCGUGCACCACAAAUUCCCCUGAUACUACUGCUUAUUCCAUGCACCACAAAUUCCCCUGAUACUACUGCUUAUUCCAUGCACCACAAAUUCCCCUGGUACUACUGCUUAAUCCAUGCACCAUAAAUUCCCCUGGUACUACUGCUUAAUCCAUGCACCACAAAUUCCCCUGAUACUACUGCUUAUUCCAUGCACCACAAAUUCCCCUGGUAGUGCUGUUUAUUCCAUGCACCACAAAUUCCCCUGGUACUACUGCUUAAUCCAUGCACCACAAAUUCCCCUGAUACUACUGCUUAUUCCGUGCACCACACAUUCCCCUGGUACUACUGCUUAUUCCGUGCACCACACAUUCCCCUGAUACUACUGCUUAUUCCAUGCACCACAAAUUCCCCUGAUACUACUGCUUAUUCCGUGCACCACACAUUCCCCUGGUAGUGCUGCUUAUUCCGUGCACCAGCUCCGGAGGUUUAUAUCACCGGCCUAUAGGCGUCACUGAACUGUUUCAUUACGCACACCAGGUUCCCAUUCCCCCUGAUUAGUAAUUGUAUAUAUGUGCCAUCUGUUCACCAUUGUUUUGUCGG
This is a messenger RNA of Oncorhynchus mykiss (rainbow trout), 2652 nucleotides long. Lineage: Eukaryota; Metazoa; Chordata; Actinopteri; Salmoniformes; Salmonidae. The record is from RefSeq and is a predicted model, not a curated record.